UACUCGCAAGCGGAAGGGUGUGUCUGCAAAUUGCAGUUUUAGUCAAUUACAUAUAUAUUGGAGUGAAACUCAAAGAUACUGAGUGAAACUUGAACUGAACUUACAAAACAACUGGAAGGCCAGAGGAAGGGGUAAAGGAGGAAACGCAAAACGAAAACGAUUCAAAGUAGGCCUGCUGAGCACAUAGGAGGUUAUUUCCUUGCUGAACGUGCCGCCAAAUAUCGUCUUGUAGAUAUGUGGAGCAUCAAAGACCCGUGAACAGGCGUGAGUUGACAAUCGACCAUAAUGUCUGCUGUACUCCUGGUUGAGUUCCUGGUCUUCUUGAGGCCAUUUAUACCAGAUCGCCAGGAAUAUAAUGAACUCAUUAAAUAUCUAGAAGAAAUAUUCCACAGCUGUGAUGAGAGUUAUAAAAAGUCAUCAGACUUUAAACAGCUAAUCCAGUCUACGAGGUUAGCUAUCGGCAAUGGCAAGAAGAAUAUACAUUGUUACAUCGCGCACCUUGUAUCCGAGUUACAGGCCCAUGUAAAACAUUCCGUCGAGAGAGACGACAGAAGUAAGUCUAAGAAGAGACAUGGCGACAGAAACUCUGGUGCAGACUCAAGUGAAAUACCAAAGGAACAGGUGAAUCGCAACAAGGAUGGAUCGGAUGUUCGGAUAAAUUUACCUAAUGAUGGCAUUAUCAGUGAGAAUAACGCUGGGAAAGAGGCUGACAGUGCUAUUGUUGCGGCAGAUGACGGUAAAGGGCAUUCUUCACCACAAGCUGCAGAUUUAAGUAAUUUAACGUUGGCCCUUAGACUUGUAGAUCUUCAGCCCGUGAAGGUAGAUUCGGUGUCAGCCGUCAAAUGCGCAGAUGUCCAUCCGGAACCGACAUCAACGUCUUAUAAGGAAAGUACAGAUAAUCCAUCAUGUAGUAAAGAACAGGAUUUUAUGUCAGUCGUUGAUGGUCAAAAUUCAGCAGUCAGCGAGAACGGUGAUAGUCAACGGGAAAUUCUGCUGUCAGUAAGUGCACUAAGUAUUUAUCAUAUUGUACGAGUUUGAAAUCACUUAUUCUUAGGGACCCUCCUUGGCCAUGUUGACUAAACAUUGUUCUUGUCGCUAUUGAAUUCGUAUUGCAGUCCUUAAAAUGUGUUCUUUGAUCGUAACCUGACCAAUCCGCUCCUACUUUCAAGUUUUUAUCGGUAUAUUAAUAGAAGUAUUUUUUUCUCACAGUGUGUUCAAAAAAGGGCAAGUAGCAGGGUGCAGACAGCUGUCUAUAGCUAUCCCUUUAGCCUUCUACUUUGGAUAUUCUCACCGUUAAAACCAAUAGUAACUGUGAAAGAAUCAGUUUCAAUUCCGCUGCCUACUUUUGAGCUCUGGUCUCCUCCUCUAAUUCAAAAUGAAAACCCUUUUUCUCAUGUGAAUUUCUUUCAAGGGAAAGACAACGUAUAACAUAACCUGAUUUCGCCUCGAAUUCGGGAGGCCCAAGGCCAAUUCCGGGUCGGAUUGUACCAAAGACUGUAAAAAUGAUACUUGUUGCUGCCUCGCUUGGCCCACAACGCGGAGGGGUGAGACCAAGGAAACAGAACUGGAUGCCCGGUGUCACUAUAAUUUGACUGGGUAGGGUGUCAUGUCUGGUGUCUUCAGCAUGAUACUUCAUUGGCGGCAGCAGUUUGACUGCAUGGACUCACCCUGUCACAAGAAGACAAGGUGUAUGUACACACAUCUAAUAACCCCUCAUAUGACUGGAAAAAAAAGUUCAGUACCACGUUAAACCAUACAUACAUACA
Messenger RNA from Liolophura sinensis, 1766 nucleotides. RefSeq lists its product as uncharacterized. NCBI's taxonomy places the organism in Eukaryota, Metazoa, Mollusca, Polyplacophora, Chitonida, Chitonidae. The coding region runs from base 286 to 1038 and encodes 250 amino acids. The record is from RefSeq and is a predicted model, not a curated record. The transcript has 3 exons.